Mirounga angustirostris (Northern elephant seal) is the source of this 732-nucleotide messenger RNA. RefSeq names its product histidine triad nucleotide binding protein 2 (gene HINT2). Gene Ontology annotation, molecular function: hydrolase activity. The record is from RefSeq and is a predicted model, not a curated record. Bases 150 to 641 code for a protein of 163 amino acids. Gene Ontology annotation, cellular component: cytoplasm; mitochondrion. The transcript has 5 exons. NCBI's taxonomy places the organism in Eukaryota, Metazoa, Chordata, Mammalia, Carnivora, Phocidae.
ACCUCCACGGUGGCGGCGGAGCCGGAGCAGUGAACGGCGCCACCCUCUGGGCUAAAGGGCAGCAAGCGGGCUCCGUGGCAGCCCCACCUCGGCCUGGCGGCGCGGCCGGCGUACUGGCCCGGGGAGAGGUUCGGCGGCUGAGGGGCAAGAUGGCGGCAGCCGCGGUGCUGGCUGCCGGGGUGCGCGUGGCGCGCAGGGCGGUGGCGGUGGCGGGGCCGCGGGGGGCACAGGUCCGAGGAGCUGCAGGUGUGACUGACGGAAAUGAAGUGGCCAAGGCCCAGCAGACAGCUCCUAGGGGAGCAGCCCCAACUGUCUUCUCCCGGAUCCUGGAUCGAAGUCUCCCAGCUGACAUUCUAUAUGAGGACCAGCAGUGUCUCGUAUUCCGUGAUGUGGCCCCUCAAGCUCCUGUGCAUUUCCUGGUCAUUCCUAAGAAGCCCAUUCCUCGGAUUAGCCAGGCUGAAGAAGAGGACCAGCAGCUUCUAGGACACCUUCUCCUUGUGGCCAAGAAGACAGCAAAGGCUGAGGGCCUGGGAGAUGGAUACCGACUUGUGAUCAAUGACGGGAAGCUGGGCGCACAGUCUGUGUAUCAUCUGCACAUUCAUGUACUUGGGGGCCGACAGCUCCAGUGGCCUCCAGGUUGAACCUACCAACUGACCAAGAACCUCAGACCUGGAUGCUUGGAGGGUGGGGGGAAAGGGACCCUAUGAUGCUAAUAAACUUACUCUCCCUCGA